Molecule: messenger RNA, 477 nt
Organism: Diabrotica balteata
Lineage: Eukaryota; Metazoa; Arthropoda; Insecta; Coleoptera; Chrysomelidae
Source: the annotation of a GenBank genome assembly
UUAAUGACAUUUAAUACUUCUGACAGUUGCAUUUCAUUAUUUUCUUUAAAUUACUUUUGAUACAAUUUUAUCCACAUUUAUUACAGUUUGUAUUAAUUUAAAUCCUUAGAAGCAAUAAUGUCCUUAUCACCAUGGUUGAAGUCCCCUUUUACAGACUUAACGGGAUCCCUAGUAAAUCACCAAUGGUAUGGAGAAUGUGCUGAUAUGGAGUUAAAAGUUUUAGACUGUCUAGAUGCAUAUGGAUUAGACAAAGGCUUAAGAAAAUGUGAUGAUCUGAUAGAAGACUUCAGGGAAUGUGCUUUGAAAACAAAACAGUUUAAACGAAUGGUCGCCAUGAGAAAUGAAAGGCACCGUCAACAUUUUGCUGGUGAGAGAACAUCAGAAAAUAAAUAUGCCAAAGGUCCUGCCUAUGACAGUUACUAAAUAAUUAAUUAUUGUAGAUGUUUUUAGUUGUAAAUAAAUGUAUUAAAAAUUGUC